GUAGUAAACCAAUGCCAAUGUAACACUCGUGAUACAUACAGGUUAUGACACAUUUCGAGGCCCCCGCUGACACGUCAGUUAUAUGUAGUUUCUAGUAUAUAACGCAUAUUUCGGAAUGGUGCUGUCUAUGACUUUGUUGUUUCGGAAUCACUUAUCUGUUUUAGGUGUCCUUUUGUUGAACACCUGUCUCACAGUGCGAGAAGGCGACGCUAAAUCUCAUCAAGACAAAGGCUGGGAGAUAUUCACAAACGCUCUUCUGUCCUAUCUCAGCAGCAAUUACGAGAAGCUGGUGUUUAUGUUGUGGGGAAAAGAAGCUAAACAAAAGGGAGCCUUAAUAGAGCAGUACCGGAACCAUCUUAUUCUGGAACAUUGCCACCCUUCGCCUAUGGCUCGUCUUAAAGGUGGGGGAUUCCAGGGCUGCAAACACUUCUCCGAAUGUAAUGAAUACUUAAUACAACAUAACAAGACCCCUAUUGACUGGAAUUGGCUUCCUACUCCCCAUAAUACGCUGCCUGAAAAUUGGAAAUGUCCGCCUGAAGAUAGUUCGCCUGCUCAGAGGGAUUGGGCUUGUAAUAGGGGGGAUGUGCGAACUCACUGGAGUCAGGUGGAUGUUAACUGGGAUUAUCUGCCUGUUUACCUGCCUGCGGGGAUUGAUCCUUUGGGAGAACGUCCUGUCGACUGGAGUUGGCUGUAUAUUGACUGGACUGGGUUGCCUAUUGGCGGGCCUAAGCUGCCCAACACGAGUAUCAUUGCGCCAUCGAAUCCAGGUUUGUAACCCCGGCAACGAAAUGUUCAGGGAUAGACUGGAAUCAGGUUGUCCGUCCGUAUGUCCAUCCAUCCGACUGGCUGUAGACACAUUUUGUCCGGACAACUCCUUCUAAACCAAUCGGUCGAUUCCAGUGAAACUUCACACAAACAUUAAUGAUCAUGUGUAGAUGUACACGCCACUUUCUUUUUCUGGAAAUUAUGGCUGCUAUAGCAAGUGGUCACUAUAAACAGAGUUUCCGAUAUGAACCAUAACUUUAAGUUUGUGCGGACAACUUCUCCUUAACCAAAGGGCCGAUUUCAAUGAAACUUCACACAAAUAUAGUGGAUCAUGUGUAUGCCAUUUUCUUUUUCUCAAAACUAUGGUUGCUAUGGAAACUGUUCACUUUAAAGAGGUCUACUAAUAAGAACCCUAACUUUAAGUUUGUCUGGUCGACGACAACACCUUAACCAAACGGCCGAUUUCAAUGAACAAAUAUAGAGGAACAUGUGUAGAUGUGCAUGCCACUGUCAGUCCGCAGUUGUUAUGCAACUUCAGUAGGAGUAGCUGCAGAUCAACUUUCAGUGUUUUGGUGUAUCAAGGUCAAGAUCACUGUUACUUUUCUGGGUGUGGGUCAGAUAGGGACAUGUAUUACUCUAGCAAUGCCCAUCAUGUUUGUUAUUAUUAUCAUUAGCCAACCAUCAUCAUAUCCUUGUUGUCGCUAUUUAAUGACAAGCACAGCAGGGAUAUUGCUCAAACUUCAUGUGUAGGUUCCCGUUGGUCCCUAGUUGUGUCAAUUAAUUUAGACUGUUGAUGAGGUGGUUGGCACCAAAAUCCCACUGGGAUCUCUCUUGUUAUAUCUUGUUAUUAAAAGCUAACCGGUAAUAAAUAUUUAUAUAUUGAUGCAUUCAAAAUGCUGCCGUAACUACCAGCCCCUGUGACCUUUCAUAAAGGUAAAGGUCAUUAAUUCAUUUAAAAAGCCUUGGUAGCCUUUCGGGCAGGUGAUCAAGUUAAAAUUAGACAGACAGGCAGGGACCUCAUUACUUUAGGGCUAUUAAUAGAUAAUGUGCAUUUGAAUAUAGAAUCCCCUUUUUGGGUCCCACCCUCCACUUGGGAGCCAGCAGAGUACUACGAGAGAAACUCAGUUUUCUUCAACAGUUUGAAAAAAAUACCUUUGUGAUCAUCAACUUUAGAGAGAAGUUCUCUUAGUUUAUUUUCCCUUUCUGAAAUUCAAAAUUCAUUGCCAGUCCGUGUGAGUGUAAAUAGCUAUGGCAGCGCCGAGUUGAUUUGUACCAAAUGUCCGUUUUUCCGGGGAUUUUUGAGUGGUUUUUUUUUUUUUUUUUUUUAUUGUUUCUUUGGGUUUUUUUUUUUUUUUCUUUUUUUGUGUGUGUGUGUGUGUUUUUAUUAUAUUCUUAAUGUAAAUGACGACAAAUAGAAAGACAAAGCUGUUCACUGCUGGAUUAGUUAAAAGUUUCAAAAGUGAAAAGUGUUAUAUAUACUAUUGAUCAAGGAAGACAAUCCUUACAGAAAUGUAAUGUGUACGUAUAUAGUAUACUCAAGGGAAAUAACUCUUACGAUCUUAUAUGUAAUAGGUUUACCAGGAACAAUCUGGAAGAUUUAAUGUUUUAUAUACAGGUAUCUAUUGACAAGUUAUUGCUUACAAGAAGAAUAUUAAAGAAUUCCAGAAAAGAGAUGGUUGGUUAAUGUACUUUUGGCAAUAUGGA
Molecule: messenger RNA, 2469 nt
Organism: Pecten maximus
Lineage: Eukaryota; Metazoa; Mollusca; Bivalvia; Pectinida; Pectinidae
Exons: 3
Coding region: 116-775 (219 amino acids)
Biological process (GO): base-excision repair; base-excision repair, AP site formation via deaminated base removal
Cellular component (GO): mitochondrion; nucleus
Molecular function (GO): uracil DNA N-glycosylase activity
Source: RefSeq, a predicted model, not a curated record